Molecule: messenger RNA, 1559 nt
Organism: Anopheles nili
Lineage: Eukaryota; Metazoa; Arthropoda; Insecta; Diptera; Culicidae
Product: phenoloxidase-activating factor 2-like
Exons: 3
Coding region: 62-1381 (439 amino acids)
Biological process (GO): proteolysis
Molecular function (GO): serine-type endopeptidase activity
Source: RefSeq, a predicted model, not a curated record
UACAGAGCGCAGCAGUUGCAAGUGGCUUUCAGCCGGAUCGGACAAUCUCCUCUCGAACGUCAUGCUGCGAUUCCGUGGCGUGGUUGCGCUGGUGGCGCUGCUUGCUGUCGCCUCUCGACCGGCCGUUGCGGAUGACCUCAGCCUGGACGAUCUCAUCAACCAGGUAUUCACGACAGCCUCCCCGGCUAAGGGUGGUCCACCGGCAACGGUGGCUCCACCGCCACCACCAACACCGGCCGUCGGUGUGAAGGGUGGACCAUGCGGUGAGGAAGCCGUCUGCAUUCAGAAGUAUCUUUGCUCAAACAGUAGCACUUCUGGUGAGGGUCUGAUCGACAUCCGGUUUUCCGAUGACAAUCCGUGCGUUGACUAUCUGCUUCAGUGCUGCUUCCAGGAGGACAUUAUUCAAGCUCCCGGUUCCUUGCAUCCUCCGGUCGACCAAAACACGAACACUGGUUCGAACACUGGCUCGAACACUGGCUCGAACACCGGCUCGAACACCGGUUCAAACACUGGUGAUGGAUCGAACCAGCACCUUCAGCACACACGUUGCGGUCAUCGUAAUGCCGACGGAAUCGGUUUCCGCAUCACCGGCUCAAAGAACAACGAGGCCGAGUACGGCGAGUUCCCGUGGAUGGUGGCGAUCCUCAAGUCGGAGGAGGUCCUUGGCCAGCUGCGCGAGAACGUGUACACGUGCGGUGGUUCCCUCAUCCACAAGCAGGUCGUCCUAACCGGGGCACAUUGCGUGCAAAACAAGCUUCCGUCGCAGUUGAAGGUACGCGCCGGCGAAUGGGACACGCAAACGAAGAACGAAAUCUACCCACAUCAGGACCGGGCUGUGGUGGAGAUUGUCGUACAUCCGGAGUACUACAAGGGUGGACUGCACAAUGACGUGGCGCUGCUGUUCCUUGACUCGCCUGUUGACGCUAACGAGGGCAUCCAGACGGUGUGCCUGCCACCGCAGGAUAUGGCGUUUAACCACGCGACGUGCUUUGCGAGCGGCUGGGGUAAGGACGUGUUCGGAAAGGCCGGCACGUACCAGGUGAUCCUCAAGAAGAUCGACCUCCCGGUUGUACCGAAUGACCAGUGCCAGACGGCACUCCGCACGACCCGCCUCGGGGCCAAGUUUAACCUGCACAAAAGCUUCAUCUGCGCCGGUGGCGUACCCGGCAAGGACACGUGCCGUGGAGAUGGCGGUUCACCGCUCGUGUGCCCAAUUCCGAACACACAAAACCAAUACUACCAGCCUGGGUUGGUGGCGUGGGGUAUCGGAUGCGGUGAGAACGGCAUCCCUGGAGUGUACGCCAACGUGGCCAAGUUCCGCGGCUGGAUCGAUCAGCAUAUGGUGCAGCGUAACUUCGGUACCGACAGCUACACGCCAUAGGGUAUGGUAUGGAUGAAAUUAACAACACUCGAUGGAAGACGCGCAUGGUCCCAAUGCCGUGGUAGCUUAUCAACGAGGGAUGGUCUCUCUCUCUCAAUCCUGCGCCAUGCACACAGUGAUUAUGCUAAAUUUUUAAAAUAUGUGUAAACAAUAAACCAACUGCUUCUCCUCGACGACG